AUUUGCCUAAAAAUUCCUAAUUUCAUAUUUGUCCCAAAUUAAACCCUAAUUCUCCUUUGUAUCUAACCCUAGCCGCCAUUUGUCCUUCCCCUAUUACACCCACGGCAGAGGAAAACAAAAGAAAAUAAGGAAAGAAAGAAAAAAAGGAGAGAAGAGAAGAGGGAGCCGGCGCGAUGGGUGUCACUGCCACCGCCGCCGCCGCUGCUAAUCGAGAGAAGGGGAGAUCCAAGAGAGAGAGAGAGAGCGUUGGUGGGAGAGGAAGACCGCUGCCACAGCUGCCGCCGUUCGUCCUCCAGCUCGUCGCCACCAUCGCGGAUUGCCACUGACCUCGCGCCCGUCGCUGCCGACCACGAGCCAGAGGAGAAGAAGAACGAUGCUAUUACGCCGUUCCUCGCUGCAGAUGAAGCUCGCCGCCGCAGCUGUUACUAUUCGCGCCGUCGUCGUCGCCGAAGGGAGCCAUCGUCGCUGUCAUCGGAACAGAGGGCGAGAGAGAGACAGAGAGCUCGCGGUGGGGGAAAGGAUAGGCGCCGCCGUGCUGCGUGAAGCUACCGCCGCCGUUCCUGCUGCCGUCCAGCCUCAGUUAGCACCGCCGAAGCUCCUGCCAUCACCGUCGUUGAGGAAGCUCACCGGAGUUGCUGGAGGCUACCGCCGCUCUACCUGGUUCUGUUUUGAGUCGCGCAACCGUGUCCGUGGCCGCCGGAGACCGUAUCUGAAGCCUCUGUCUUAUUGGGUUUUGGUUGUUGCAAGUUACUCGGCUAUACGCUGUUGUCGGAACCAGGCCAGAUUUACCGUGUUACUGCCAUCAGGACAGAUGCAUAGGUCCCUGAUUAUGUUCUUUGCUGCUCCGUCGUUUUGUUUUCUAUAGCUGCAGUCGAGUUUCGGUAAUUGCAUGGUUGGAGUAAAAGUUGUUGUGAAAGUAAACGGAACUGCGGUUGCAGCUGCCGCUGAAUGCGAGCCGAAAGAAAAAGAGUUUAUAUCUCGUAGUUAGAUCGCAAUCGAGGUAGGGGUUUUUCUUAAAAUCUAAUUUACAUUACAGAGUUGUGAUAAAUAGAUAUUGAUGCAAAAAGAUAUAUUUCUGUGAUUAUAUUUGUCUUGUGGAUGUGAUUGCUUGUUGGACUGAAUUAUUGGGUGUUUGAUUGCUUGAGUGAAGUAUGGUUGUUGAUAAGAAAUGGAUUUGGAAAAGUCAUUUACUUGAUUAUUAUAAAAAGUGGUUUUUCUUGAAUUGAAGUUAAAGGGGUUUGAUUUUGACUUUAUAAAUAAUUUUGGAAAGUGAUUGCGAUUUGGAAUUGGUUGAGAAAGGAUUUGAGAAAUGUCUGAAACAAUUCAAAGGAAUUUGAAUGAAAUUGAGAAUUUGAGUUGAAACAUGAAGGUAUCUGGUGAAGAAGAAGGUAGGGGAAGAAGCGGAGGAUAAUGGCCAGGAGGAAGAAGGCAACAAGUAGUUAAAAUUAGGGUUUAGUUCUCAAAUUUUAUAUGGGGAGAAUUUUAAAAUAUCAAAAGAUUUGUAUCUUUUGAUGUAAUUUUUAAUAAAUUUAAAUAAAUUAAAUAUAAACCAUUAGAUCGUUUAUCAAU
Molecule: messenger RNA, 1569 nt
Organism: Arachis ipaensis
Lineage: Eukaryota; Viridiplantae; Streptophyta; Magnoliopsida; Fabales; Fabaceae
Source: RefSeq, a predicted model, not a curated record